This is a messenger RNA of Pangasianodon hypophthalmus (striped catfish), 1662 nucleotides long. RefSeq names its product serine/threonine-protein phosphatase PP1-beta catalytic subunit. The transcript is spliced from 8 exons. The coding region runs from base 110 to 1093 and encodes 327 amino acids. The record is from RefSeq and is a predicted model, not a curated record. Gene Ontology annotation, cellular component: nucleus; cytoplasm. Gene Ontology annotation, molecular function: protein serine/threonine phosphatase activity. Gene Ontology annotation, biological process: circadian regulation of gene expression; regulation of circadian rhythm. Lineage: Eukaryota; Metazoa; Chordata; Actinopteri; Siluriformes; Pangasiidae.
GUGUGUGUGUGUGUGUGUGUGCGUGUGCGUGUGAGUGAGUGUGAGUGUGCGCGCGCCCCUGCUCUACCGAAGGCGCAAAAAAAGCCUCUAUAGCGAACACCCUUCAAAUAUGGCGGAGGGGGAACUGGACGUCGAUUCGCUCAUCUCCAGGCUUUUAGAGGUGCGAGGAUGUCGCCCAGGAAAGAUUGUGCAGAUGACGGAGGCGGAGGUGCGAGGGCUGUGUAUUAAAUCCCGAGAGAUCUUCCUGAGUCAGCCCAUUCUGUUGGAGCUGGAGGCCCCGCUUAAAAUCUGCGGUGACAUCCACGGUCAGUACACAGAUCUGCUAAGGUUGUUCGAGUACGGCGGAUUCCCCCCGGAGGCAAACUACCUCUUCCUGGGCGAUUACGUGGACCGAGGAAAGCAGUCUCUGGAGACCAUCUGCCUCCUGCUGGCCUACAAGAUCAAAUAUCCCGAAAACUUCUUCCUGCUGCGGGGAAACCACGAGUGCGCCUCCAUCAACCGCAUCUACGGCUUCUAUGACGAGUGCAAGCGCAGGUUCAACAUCAAACUUUGGAAGACAUUCACUGACUGUUUCAACUGUCUGCCCAUCGCCGCCAUCGUGGAUGAGAAAAUAUUCUGCUGCCAUGGAGGUCUGUCUCCUGACCUGCAGUCCAUGGAGCAGAUCAGACGGAUCAUGAGGCCCACAGACGUCCCUGACACAGGGCUGCUGUGUGACCUGCUGUGGUCCGACCCGGAUAAAGACGUUCAGGGCUGGGGAGAGAACGACCGCGGCGUGUCCUUCACCUUCGGAGCUGAUGUGGUCAGCAAGUUCCUCAACCGCCACGAUCUGGACCUCAUCUGCAGAGCGCACCAGGUGGUGGAGGAUGGGUAUGAGUUCUUUGCCAAGAGACAGCUGGUCACUCUGUUCUCUGCUCCGAACUACUGCGGCGAGUUUGACAACGCCGGCGGCAUGAUGAGUGUGGACGAAACGCUCAUGUGUUCCUUCCAGAUCCUGAAGCCUUCAGAGAAGAAGGCUAAGUACCAGUACGGUGGAAUGAACUCGGGGCGUCCCGUGACUCCGCCCCGCACAGCCACCCCACCCAAAAAACGGUGAACGCUCGAACGAGUGACGCCGAAAUGUAGAGCAAGAGAGAGAGAAAGAAAAGAGUGAACGAAUCGGAGGAUGAAGUACAAGGCAAGAUCGAGUGUCAAAGCUCCCUCUGCAAUUUCUACCAUGAUGGAAAAACAAUGUAGUCAUAUACACAGCGAGAAGCGACCCUUUCUGAUUUUAAACACUUAUUAAACUUUCCCCUCAUCUCCUAAACUUUCUUCUGUACUCCUAUACUCUGUUCUUUUCUCCAUCUUUCAGUCCCAGUCUUUGUCUGUGUAACCACGUUUUUCAAUGAAGUGUUUCGGGGGAAAAAUGUAUACUUACUGACACACACACAUACACACACACAUACACGCACACACACACAUUAGUCUGUCUGCAUAUCGGAGUGUUCCACUUUCGUUUUGUUUGGUUUGUGUUUUGGUUUACCUAUGACAGAAUGAUGUACAUUGACUAGUUCUUUCUGUUUUUUUAGUUUCAUUCUUCCCGACCUGUUUGAGAGAAACAGGAACACGUAAAUAAACCAAUAACUUCGUCUGGGUUUUCAGUAAAUAAACCAGAAUAAACUGAAA